Messenger RNA from Mesocestoides corti, 288 nucleotides. The record is from the annotation of a GenBank genome assembly. Lineage: Eukaryota; Metazoa; Platyhelminthes; Cestoda; Cyclophyllidea; Mesocestoididae.
UUGAUUAGUAACUGGACACCUCUAUCGGUCCUUCCUUUCUAUAUACUUGCUCCGGUUCCGCUUCUUCUUGCGACAUGCGGAAAUACUGAUAGGGGAGGUGCUACUUGGAGCACUUUGAUCUUCAUUCACACCGUUCUAGUCGUAUCCUGUUUCGCCCUCCCUAUUGUUCUGGCUCACGUUCCUCUUGGAAGCCCAGUGGUACCUCCUUUUGGCCUCACUUUAAUCUGUUUAGAUUCCUUGGAAAGGGGAGAUGAGUUGGGUGGAUGGGUUGAGAAUUCCACGACGUAG